Molecule: messenger RNA, 2974 nt
Organism: Salmo salar (Atlantic salmon)
Lineage: Eukaryota; Metazoa; Chordata; Actinopteri; Salmoniformes; Salmonidae
Product: cell division control protein 42 homolog
Biological process (GO): small GTPase-mediated signal transduction
Molecular function (GO): GTP binding; GTPase activity
Source: RefSeq, a predicted model, not a curated record
CUCCCAAUCACUUCUGCUGUGGCUCUACAUGCAGGGUUCUGUUAAUUAAGAAAUAUGUUCAACUUUGAAUAGCAUAUAAAUAGUCUAGUGAUAGAAAUCAACAUUUUCUACCAAUUCUACAGCUAAUACUCCAGCAAAUACAUUCCACAACCCUGCCAUUCUGCUAGGCCUAAGGUCUACCAAGAGGGCACUAUGUUGUGGUAUGCCUGUGUUAUGGUUAAACCUGAUGUGGAAGUCCUCAUUUACUUCAUGUAAGGGUAAUGCAACUUUGUUAGAGAUAAAAAAAAAAACUUGUUUGGUUUGACGGGCUACAUAUUCUUAUGUUGUUGCUAAAAUUGAACGAAAAAAUAAAACGAAUUCAUAUUCAGUGGACCAUAUCCUUAAAAAAUAGAUAAACAAAAAAUGUGUAGACCUACAUUGGUCUAGAUAUUCACCAUAUUUACUUGUGUAAAUGACAAAGUGGAUCACAUUAUUUACUACAGGGGAUCAGAGUUUCAAAUAAUUCUAGUUUGUUUCACUUUGAAAGCCCUGGGACACGCACCGCACCUCGUGUGGCGCGCAGUAAGCCUCUUACAUCUAUCAACACACCAAAUGCAUAGGAUGCCAAUCAAGAGACCGUGGGGCGUGGAGAAAUGUAAAGGCAGUCUUGCGUUUACAGUAUGCUGCACGAGUUCAGCUGUAGUUUACCUGAAUUAUUAUUUCUCUACAUUUCUAGGACUUACUGACAGAAACGGACAGUCAGGUGCGUGCUGGUUCGAUUCACUUUGGGAAGUGAACCAACAUAUGGGAUUUCAAGGUGCAGAGAUCCAGACGGCUCUGGCUUUAUUGAAGCGUUAUUCCUCGUGAAUUAGGCCAGUUAUUCAACGGCACAAUGCUUCCACAAGAUAUAGGAGUGCAGAAACCCCGUCGGAUCUCGGAUCCGGCUCCACCCGUACCACCACGGCGGGGCAAGAGCAGAGACUUUAAUCUUUCAAAGCGCUGGCGGUCGGGCUCCGUACCUGAGCGCAAGGUGAACUGCGUCCUCGUCGGAGAUGGAGCAGUGGGGAAGACAAGUCUUAUCGUCAGCUACACCACAAAUGGUCAUCCGACAGAAUACAUUCCAACAGCUUUCGAUAACUUUGCAGCUAUGGUUGUGGUGGACGGAAAACCUGUGAGACUGCAACUCUGUGAUAUGGCUGGCCAGAAAUGGGGGAUGGAGGAUGACACUAUUAAUGACGAGCUGGACCGGAUCCGCCCUCUAUGCUACCACAAUGCCGACGUCUUCCUGCUCUGCUACAGCGUGGUGCGCCCCUCCUCCUUCCGCAACGCCACCGACCGCUGGGCGCCCGAGAUCCGCCGUCACUGCCCCGGGGCACCCAUGGUCCUGGUGGGGACCCAGCUGGACCUGAGGGAAGACGUCCAGGUGCUGGUCCAGCUGGCCAGGAAUGAGGAGCGGCCCGUGGGCACCGAGGAGGCCCAGCAGCUGGCGCAGGAUAUCGGGGCCGUGUCCUUCGUAGAGUGCUCGGGUCUGACCCAGAAGAACCUGAAGGAGGUGUUUGACCAGGCCAUCUUGGCCAGCAUCCAGCCGGUGGAGAACGUUCAGCAGCUGCAGCACAGGCAGAGCCUGAGGAAGAAGACUCCGGAUAAGAUUAAGAGUCUCUCUGAGACUUGCUGGAAGAAGCUGAGCUGUGUUGUUGUGGCAGGAGAGUGUGUGGGAGGAGAGUUUGACUGAACGCCCAAGCAGCUGUUUAGGAUUUGACAUUUUUCUAAGCUUGUGUUUAGUCUUUAGUUUUUUUCACUCCAUAUAUAAUAUCACUCAGGAAAACAGACCGGGAUCAAUAAUAUGUGGGAAAAAAUGUAAAUGUAUUAUCCAAAGAUUUAUGGAAUUAUUUAAUAUCUAAAAAGGAGAAGCACUAGAAAUAAUUAUCAUUGCUGGCAAGAUAAUGAAUGAGUUUCAGCGUCAGUGAUACCUUAUGUUAACUACAGGUAGGACAAGGUUUUGUGUUCCAAGGCCUUGACGAGGGCACAACAAGUCUGAAUUAAGUGAUUGGAUAGCUGGGGAGACUACUAAUGAAAUGACUGACUUCACAAUGAUCUCUGUGUUUUUUCUGUGUAACCCCCAUCAAGGGUCAAAGGUCACCAUUGGAGAAUGUUGUGGAGGAUUACGAGAAGCCAGCCAGUAGAAACUCUAACGCCAAACCAUAAACUUACUUUGUGUCUGCCAUUUUGACAAAGUCUCUCAAUGUUAUUUACUAACCUAUAUCAGCUCAUGUACAAUGACUGCUCUUUCAAGUUCAAGUAGUCUUAAACACUGUUCUUGUAUCAGUUGUUGACAUUGCUGGACAUCCCAACCAAACACAGCUAAAGGAUACUGUAGUUUCCCAGUCAGAUUGACUUUAAUCUGACUCUAAUCUGAAGAUCAGUUGGUAUGGCUUUCUCCCCUAAUCCCUGGUCAGGUCUGUCGUGGUGAUGAAUCGUAGUGGUUCUCCGGUGGAGGCCGUACACAGCUUUCUAAUAGGACGAGACAGGACCACCUGGGUUGGAUUAGCUGGGCAUAUGGUGGCUGACCCAGUCGCCUGAAUCCAUCUCACCUUAGCCCUGCUCUGAUGUCAACCAAGACUGUCUGCCUAGGAAGACGAAGCAAGACUCAGACCCUGUCACCCUGCUGCUGGAGCUUUACCAUAAAGAGAACAGAGAUCACUGGGGGAUGGGGUUCAUAUCACUAGAGAUGCAUUUCAAAGAAGCGAGAGAAGUUAUUUAUUAUUGUUAAUUGGCAAAUACUAUCUGCAAGUAGAGAUAUUUCUGAAGCACAUAAAGAAUUUUAAGGAUUUAAAAUAAAGUCUGAUAUUGAUAGAAAACAUGAACGCUUUUACUGAUUAUUGAUAUAAAGUUAAUGAUAAGAACACUGAUUUUGUCUGACCCUAGUGAUUGCUAUCUUCUUUUUGGUUAUAAAUGAAAUGUUUAUUUGCAAUAUAUUUCAUAAUUAAUGCCUCCC